GCUGAAUUUGAUAACAAACACAAACCUAUAUACUUGGAGUCUUUGAAUUGCAGAAUUUCAUACUAAAGAAUAACAAGAAAACAGAGAUCGAUAUAGAGAGACGAAGUAAUCAUAAAAAGUCAAUCAAAUUGAUAAGGAUAACAAUGGAGAUUUGUUGUUCCUUGCAGAGUAUGGCCAACAAAAUAGGUCCUCAUGGAAGUUUGAUAUUAGUUCAGAUUAUAACAGCAAGUUAUGUAGUAUUAAGUAAAGUUAUAAUGGUUCAGGGAAUUAGUUCUACUGUGUUCUUAGUUUAUCAAUUCAUUCUAGCUACUCUUUUCAUGGGAUUUCUCGCUCUCAUCUUUGAAAGAAAGAAGAUGCCUCCUCUUACAAAGCAAAUCUUAGGAGGCAUAUUUUUGUUGGCUUUGAUUGGAGUGACAAUAGCACAGAUUAUGUUAGCAACGGCACUUUACUUCAUUUCAAGUACAUUUGAAUCAUCAGUACUUAAUAUGAUACCUGCAAUCACAUUCGUUCUUUCGCUUAUCACAAGACAAGAAAAACUUCAACUACACACAUUGUGGGGAAUUGGCAAAAUCUUUGGAACUUUGUUGUCAAUUUCUGGUGCAUUGGUUCUUAUGUUUUGGCGUGGAGGAUCACUAACUGAAGCAGCAAAAUCUUCAUCUCCUAAUAAUUUCAUCUCCAUCGGCAUGGGUAUGAGUGUUAGUACUACGACUGUUGGUUUAGUUAUGGUCGUUAUAGGCGUUCUCGCUUUCAGUACAUGGAUUUUAAUGCUGGAGCCGAUGACAAGAAGGUAUCCAGCUGAGUUAUCCAUGACUACUAUAAUGUUUCUAUUUGCAACACUGCAAACAGGGAUAGUAGCUAUUAUCCUUAACCGUGAGGCAUCCCAGUGGCAACUGAAGUGGGAUUUAGAGCUCCUCAAUAUCGUAGUUGGUGGAGCUUUAAAUAGUGGAUUGGCAAACUUUUUUGUGGCAUGGUGUGCGGGACUAAAAGGCCCUGUAUUUGUAGCCUCUUUUGCUCCUCUGGGUCUUCUUUUCACCACCAUCUUAGAAACCAUAUUUCUAGGCCAAACAAUGGGCACUGGCAGUAUUUUUGGGUCAGUGAUGAUAAUAGUGGGGCUAUACAUAUAUCUCUUGUCCAAAGCUCAAGAAGAAAAAUACCAAAUAUUGAUAGAAGCUGGUGACCUUGAUGAUCAAAUGACUUCGUCACUUCUACAAAACAAUCAAAUUCAACAAUGCUAAAGCUAAAUGAACUGAUGUGGAUUAGUUCAUCCUCGCGACUGUUCAAUACUCGAGGCACAUACUACCUUUUUUUCCCUCUCCGUGUUAAUCAGGCAGGCUAUUUUUUGAAGCUGGAUGGCCUUUUAGCACACUCGACUAAUAUGUCCUGGUUUUGAUACAUACAAGUUUUAUAGCGUACUAACCUUGGUCCAAUGAGACUGAACGUUAUUCUGAUUGUCUACAUUAACCUUGUUCAAAUCAGAAAGAUAAUCUUCUAGCAUAUUAUGAUUUAUGUAACUAUUGAGCUUGUGAAACUGGGAAAUAAAAUGAGAAAAGUGAAACAAACUGAAUUGUUAAGGCUCUAGAAGGGGUGACCAGUCUGGGAGAGAUUUCCGAGAAAGCUUAUCACAGAGGUAGCUCAUAUUCAAACAUUUAGCUGCAGGUUCAUGUUUCAAGACAUCACUUCCUUUGAAAGACAUUUUCUGUAAGACCUCAUCUUAUUAUUAUGAAUUUACAUAAGCGUA
Molecule: messenger RNA, 1738 nt
Organism: Papaver somniferum (opium poppy)
Lineage: Eukaryota; Viridiplantae; Streptophyta; Magnoliopsida; Ranunculales; Papaveraceae
Product: WAT1-related protein At4g01440-like
Exons: 6
Coding region: 144-1235 (363 amino acids)
Cellular component (GO): plasma membrane
Molecular function (GO): transmembrane transporter activity
Source: RefSeq, a predicted model, not a curated record